AACGGUGAUCGAUUUCACCGGGAACGGAGAAGAAAACCCUAGAUAUGGCGGAGAAGCUUGCGCCAGAGAAGCGACACGAUUUCAUUCAUAAUGGUCAAAAGGUAUUUGAGUGGGAUCAAACCUUAGAAGAAGUGAACAUGUACAUAACUUUGCCUCCCAAUGUUCAUCCGAAGGCUUUCCACUGCAAAAUCCAGUCGAAACAUAUCGAAGUUGGCAUCAAAGGCAACCCUCCUUAUCUCAAUCAUGAUCUUAGUGCUCCUGUGAAGACAGAUUGCUCGUUCUGGACUCUAGAGGAUGAUAUAAUGCACAUUACCCUGCAGAAGAGGGAGAAAGGGCAGACAUGGGCAUCGCCGAUUCUGGGACAGGGUCAGUUGGAUCCUUACGCCACUGAUCUUGAGCAGAAACGGCUCAUGCUCCAGAGGUUUCAAGAAGAGAACCCAGGAUUCGACUUUUCGCAAGCUCAGUUCACGGGUAAUUGUCCAGAUCCAAGGAGCUUCAUGGGGGCCGCGAUCAUGACGCUAAAUCCUCCUCCGUCGCAGCAAACGCCUCACUCGCCGCGUCGAAUUCCCAAUCGCCGCGUUCUCAUCGUCGGAAAUUACUGCCACGACGUUCUGAUCCAAAACGGAUCAAUUGUUGCUGAAACACUCGGCGGCGCCGCCUCUUUCAUCUCUAAUGUCUUAGAUUCUUCCUCUGUCUCCUGCGAAUUGGUCUCCAAAGUCGGACACGACUUCAGAUACGAGGUCAGCCACUCUCCGAUCGUUGUACCGGAGAAGGAAACCACAGUUUUCGAGGCGUAUUUCGAUCUGGGAAUCGAUGGGAUCGGUCACGCUGAUCGGGUGUUGAAACGGGUCUCUGCAUGUGAUCCGAUUCUUCCUUCGGAUAUACCCGAUUCGAGAUUCGAUUUUGGGAUGGCUGUUGGAGUCGGCGGCGAGAUUUUACCGGAGACGCUUGAGAAAAUGGUGGAGAUUUGCGAUGUUGUUGCUGUGGAUAUUCAAGCUUUGAUUAGGGUUUUUGAUCCCGUUGAUGGAGCUGUGAAGCUUGUUGAUUUGAAAGAAAGUGGAUUUUUUCACAUCUUGCAUCGAAUUGGAUUCUUGAAAGCUUCAUCAGACGAAGCUCUUUUCAUGGAUAUUGAACAAAUGAAGCAAUUGUGUUGUGUGGUGGUGACUAAUGGUGAAAAAGGGUGUAGGAUAUAUCAUAAGGAUGAUGAAAUGACGGUUCCUCCGUUCUUGGCGAAGCAGGUGGAUCCUACCGGCGCCGGAGACAGCUUUCUCGGAGGUUUGGUAGUUGGGCUUGUAGAAGGUUUGAGUGUUCCUGAUGCUGCAUUGUUAGGGAACCUCUUUGGUUCCAUCACUGUAGAGCAUAUUGGUCAGCCUAAAUUCGAUUUGAUGAUGCUUCAGAGAGUCAAGGAUGAGGUACAGAAAAGGAAGAAGCAAUGUAACCUCUCUAGCAGCCAUAACAAUGAUUACAACGAGUUCCAUGAGCGUCUAAGUCCAGCUCGGUUUUCAUGCGUAGACUCUCAACUUCAACCAAAGUUAUUGGUCAAUGGUCACUCUUGUGAUCGGUGAUGGUGAUCGGUCCCUGUGAAUACGAAUCUUGAAUCACCUUUUUUUUUACUAACAAAGCUCUUCUGAGUUGUGUAAGCUUCCACACGUUGAAGAAUUUUGGAAAUUUUAGUGUAUAAAACGCGAUGACCAGCGUCUUCAAACGCUCUUUGUUGUCGCUAUCGUAAAGUUUCUUUUGCAAGUCCGCGUUUCAAAUUCGAAAUGAAGAUGUCAAAUUUUU
Messenger RNA from Arabidopsis arenosa, 1782 nucleotides. The record is from the annotation of a GenBank genome assembly. Lineage: Eukaryota; Viridiplantae; Streptophyta; Magnoliopsida; Brassicales; Brassicaceae.